AUGAAGCUAUUACGUGCUGCUGUCGUAGCAUGCAACUUGAUACCAUCCGUUGUUGUUGGAAUCUCUAUUAAAACCACUCUAAAUUUCCCAGAAACCCAAGCGCGGGUAGACGCACUCAUGGCCGAAGUUCAGGCUCACGAGAGGUUACAGGCUGAAGUUAUUGCACAAGCAGAGGCAGAGGCUCACCGCGUGGACGCUAUGAUUGGAGCAGAGAUUGCAGAUGCGCUUAUAAAGGCGAGCCAAAAUGGAGGAAGCAUUGUUGAAUUGAGUGACGAGCACUCUGUGCGAUACUACCCCCCUGUACGAGCACAAGAAGAAUCCAUGGAUGAAGAGAAAAGCAAAAAAGAGGAAGAAGCGUACAGUGAAGAAGAUAAAACCCGACCGGUGAAAUUGCCCCAAGAAUACUUUGCCAACGAGGACGAGGAUAGAAAUUUAAAUGAUGCUGUGCUCAAUAAUAAACAAGCUAUGGAAACGUUGGAAAAACUAAAACAGGAAUACUCUGAUGACUCAUUUGAUGAAGAAAUGAAGAAGUAUAUUGCUGAACAACGUGCUGCAGCAGAAUUUAAAGAAGAACAUGAGUCCAACGUAACGGCCAUGGGAGUUUUGGAUGACCACGCACACCGGUUUAAUAUUGACCACAAGACACUUGUUUUUUUGGCCCGCAUGGCCAAGUAUACACAAAUUUCUUACUGUGUGGAAUCAUUAGAAGAUAUUGAGUAUCCUUUCAUUUGCCGCAUUGGGUGUACGCAAUUCCCUACAACCACGCUACUAAUUCAAUGGUAUGAGCACGGUAUUUUUGGACGACCUAUUGCCGGGUACAUGGCAGUUGAUGAUAAGCGUAAAGAGCUGGUAGUAAUGUUUCGUGGAGCCAUUUUCCCCUCAGAUAUUGCAAACAGCUGGAACCUCAGACAAACGCCGUUUGUGCCAGCUCAUUACACCAUCCAGCCGACCCAAUGGCGAGCCAAAUGGGCUGCCAAAUGCAAGGACUGUAAAGUGCAAACCAGCUUGUACCGUGCAUAUCUCAAAACUAUGGGCUACAUUUCGGGUCCACUUCACGACGCAAGGGCCGCAUACCCUGGCUACCGGAUAGUAAUUGGGGGUCACAAUGUUGGUGGAAUGAUGGCUGCACUAGCUGGGGUUGAUUUAAAGAUGCAAGGAUUUGAUGUUACAGUUGUUACAUUUGGAGCAAGCAAGUAUGGGAAUGCAGCCAUGACGCAGUUUGUGGAAGAGUUGUUUGGACUGGACGUUACGGCUACCUUGGACAUGUUUUCUCUUGACAAGAAUCGGUUUUACCGGGUCACACGUCGCGAAGACCCUUUCACCCACUGGCCCUACAUGCGUUCAUACACACAUACUAAGGGAGAGGUGUAUAUUUCAGAUGAGCUUAAUCCAAUGCCUGGAACGGAUGUGACCUUUUUCUGUUUGGGAAGUAACUCCAAGUUUUGCUCAUAUGGCGAUCGCGUGGAUUUUGAGACUUUGUUGCUGGCUUUGGAUGCUCACUAUUAUUACUUUGUCCAGUUUGCUGGGUGUGCGACAUUGCACUCUUAUUUGCCUAUUUAUCAGUUGAUGCCUCCUGCUCAUGAAGAUGAUCCUUAUUGA
Molecule: messenger RNA, 1599 nt
Organism: Magnusiomyces paraingens
Lineage: Eukaryota; Fungi; Ascomycota; Dipodascomycetes; Dipodascales; Dipodascaceae
Exons: 1
Coding region: 1-1599 (532 amino acids)
Biological process (GO): lipid metabolic process
Source: RefSeq, a predicted model, not a curated record